UCCCGUUAGACACGUAGAUGCUCUCUUCCCGCUGCUGACGCUUUUGCCACGUCUAUCCUAUCUAGUCUACUUCACCCCAAGAAAAAUCAUAGUCUAGUCUAGGAGCUCGAGCAUCUUGAGUACUCAGCACUCAGCGACCGACUCGCGCAACGAUGCGUGCACCCAGUCUUCACCUGGGUUUCCUCCCCCUCUCCCUCUCCCUCCUCCUCCCACUCCUCCUUUCGCUCACACUAUGCGUCUCACCAGCACUAGGAGCUGUCCUCGCGAUAGACUAUGGUACGGAUUAUAUGAAGGCUUCGUUGAUGAAGCCGGGUAUUCCGUUCGAUGUGUUGUUGAAUAAGGACUCGAAGCGGAAGAUACAGAGUUCGGUGGCUUGGAAGGGCGAGGAGAGGUUGUUUGGGAGCGAUGCAUAUAAUUUGGCCACCCGCUUCCCCAAAGACUCCUACAACUCCCUCAAAUACCUCCUCGGCGUCCCCGCCAACGCCGAAAUAGUCUCCUACUACAAAACCUUCUCCGAACCCCCCCUCGUCGCCUCCUCCCGCUUCACCGUCGGGAUCCCGAAACCCGGCGGACGCACCUGGGACAUCGAAGAGCUCAUCGCCAUGCAAUUCGCCUACGUCAAGUCCCUCGCCGAAGACGCCGCGGGCGAACGCGUGAACGAAGUCGUCGUCACCGUCCCGCCGUAUUACACCCAAUUCGAACGGGACGCGGUGGCGGAUGCGGUCGAGAUCGCGGGGCUGAGGUUGUUGACGCUGAUCAAUGACGGGACGGCGGUGGCGGUUAAUUAUGCGAUGACGAGGACGUUUGACGUUCCGGAAAGGCAUAUCGUGUUUGAUGUGGGUGCGUCGUCGACGAGGGCGACGGUCGUUACGUUUUCGACGGCGAAGGGGAAGGGGAAGGAGGUGGGCGGGACGAGCGUGGUGGUUAAUGGGGUGGGGUGGGAUAGGAUCGUUGGGGGGACGGAGAUCGAUAGGCGGUUGAGGGACGUGUUGAUUGGUGAGUUUGCGGAGAAGACGGGGAAGGAUGCGAGGAAGGACGCGAAGGCGAUGGCGAGGCUUUGGAAGGAGGCGGGUAGGGUGAAGGCGAUUUUGAGCGCGAAUAGCGAGGCGGUUGCCCAUGUCGAGAGCUUGAUGGACGAUGUGGAUUUCAAGACGAAGGUGUCGAGGGCGAGACUCGAGGCGAUGUGUGCGGACAUGAUGCCCCGCUGGACACAACCCAUCCUCGACGCGUUGGAGAUGGCGAACUUGACCAUGGGCGAUAUCAAGUCCGUCAUCAUGACCGGUGGAGCUAUGCGCACACCCAUGGUCCAGGCAGCCAUUAAAGCCACCAUCGGCGACGACAAAAUCGCGAUGAACGUCAACGCAGAUGAAGCCGCCGUCCUCGGCGCAGCCCUCCACGGCGCGUCCCUCUCCCGGCAGUUCCGCACGAAAGAUAUCCGCGUGCAGGACAUCGCGCCGUACGAUAUCCAAGCGCUCUACGAGGCCGAGUCGGGCAAGGUUGGCAGCGAUGGGAGACCUAGAGUGAUCACGACUACUAUCUUCCCGAGGGGGAGUAAGACGGAUACGAGGAAGACGUUGACGUUUAAGAGGAAGGACGAUUUUAAGAUUUCGUUCCAGUAUAAGGAUAUUCCGGCGCCUGAAUUCCCGGUCGAACUGCUCGAGGCGUCGAUCACUGGAGUCAAGGAAGCCUUCGCCAAUCUUACGGAGAUGGGUGGAUUGGACCCCGUAGUCAAAGCUACCAUCCUGCUCUCUCCAUCUGGUUUCGUAUCCGUCCCAGAAGCAGUAGUCUACGCCGACCUCAAAGACGGCUCUCUCGCAGGCAAAUUAAAAGGAUUCUUUGGUUCAGGCGAAACUUCGACUGAGGACGGUGACGAGGCGGCUACGUCUACGACUUCGGGGUCGGCGAGCAAGAGCACGCAGGCGGCGAAGGAGACGAGUACGAGUAUUCCGUUGGUUGUGGAUGUGAAGUUUACGUCUGUUGCGCCGAUGUCUGUGGAGACGAAGAAGGAGGCUCGACAACGGUUGAUCGCAGCGGAGGCCGCAGAGCUCGUCCUGGCGCAGAGGGAGGAACAGAGGAAUACGCUCGAGGGGUACCUUUACCGGCUCAGAGAUCUUCUGGAGGGAGACGAGGAUAGGCCGUUCGUGAAGUGUUCGACGCCGGAGGAGAGGAGGCGGAUCAAGGAGAAGAUGGAGGAGACGAUGGGGUGGUUCCAGCAUAAUCAGGACGAGGCGGAAACUGGCGGGUUCAUUGCGCAGAGGAGUGGGCUUGAAGCGAUGGAACGGCCGAUCCUGCACCGCUACAAGGAGAUCGAAGAAUUCCCAUCGACGCUGAACAACUCGCAGAUGUGGAACUGGCACACGCGGAUGUUCCUCACCGAAGAAAAAGCGAAUCUGGCCGCGCACGAGGCGAAUGGGACCACUGGACGGUAUACGCGCGAGGAGCUCGCGGACCUGGAGAAGACGCUGAAGGACCACGAGAGGUGGUUGAACGAGUGGGUGGAGAAGCAGAAGUCGGUGAAGAUGUAUGAGGAUCCGGUGAUUGAGACGAAGGAGAUGAAGGAGAGGGCGAAGGUGUUGGAGAUGGCGCUGCAGAAGCUGGUGAGGAAACCGAAGCCGAAACCGAAGGCGGCGAAGAAGAGUUCGAGUAGUUCGAGUGCGACGCCGAGUGGGGAGACGACGAGUAGUAGUAGUGCGGGGGCAGAGAGUACAGCGGGGCACGACGAGUUGUAAUGGAUCACGCACACAUAGAAAUAUAUCCACCACGUACUUUACCUAUAUCAUGCAUUU
Molecule: messenger RNA, 2786 nt
Organism: Stereum hirsutum FP-91666 SS1
Lineage: Eukaryota; Fungi; Basidiomycota; Agaricomycetes; Russulales; Stereaceae
Product: actin-like ATPase domain-containing protein
Exons: 8
Coding region: 153-2729 (858 amino acids)
Biological process (GO): cellular response to hypoxia; endoplasmic reticulum unfolded protein response; negative regulation of hypoxia-induced intrinsic apoptotic signaling pathway
Cellular component (GO): endoplasmic reticulum chaperone complex
Molecular function (GO): ATP-dependent protein folding chaperone; ATP binding
Source: RefSeq, a predicted model, not a curated record